Messenger RNA from Sinocyclocheilus grahami, 1629 nucleotides. Its product is annotated as glycerophosphodiester phosphodiesterase domain-containing protein 5-like. Gene Ontology annotation, biological process: positive regulation of neuron differentiation; lipid metabolic process. Lineage: Eukaryota; Metazoa; Chordata; Actinopteri; Cypriniformes; Cyprinidae. Gene Ontology annotation, cellular component: plasma membrane. The record is from RefSeq and is a predicted model, not a curated record. Gene Ontology annotation, molecular function: glycerophosphodiester phosphodiesterase activity. The transcript is spliced from 15 exons. The coding region runs from base 1 to 1629 and encodes 542 amino acids.
AUGACAUAUAACCUGCAGAAAAGAAAGAGAAAGAAACUACAGCACAAGUUUAAGAGGAGAAACCUGGAGAAAAAGAACUCGAGGACCUGCGCUGAUCACCUUGUCGACGAGAAGUGGGAAUGUUCAUGGUUCUUCCUCCUCUGCUGUUCAUUUCUCCUUCUCUUCGUCUGGUCCUACUUCUGGUUGGAGGCUCAAAAUGACUACAACGAGUUCAACUGUCAGAUUCUUGCACUUUGGCACAUUGUACUGGGACAGCAGCUUAAUUUGUACUGGAUCCAUAAGAUUGUAGUUCUGGCUAUUCUGCUCACCACCACAACAGGAGUGGUGUUCAUUGACGAUUUCUGGCAGGACGAAUGGGACAUUGUCAUAAUUUCUCUGCAGUUCACAGGGCCGUUCUUACACAUCGGGGCUUUAGCUGUGGUCACAGCAUUAGGUUGGGUCAUCGCCGGUCAGGUGGUCCGCGUGGAAAGAUCAAGACUCCAAGUUGUAACACUGGUGAUUUAUGUGAGCCUUCUCCUGGUUCUCUAUCUGGUUCCCCUCUUCAUCUCAUCUCCCUGCAUCAUGGACCGGUCCAAGCUUGGUCCUCGUCCCGCUGUCAUUGGCCGUCGUGGAGCUCCAAUGCUCGCUCCAGAACACACCAUUAUGUCCUUCAGUAAAGCGCUGCAACAGAAAGUCACUGCCCUGGAAGCAGAUGUUACCAUCAGUCUGGAUGGAGUGCCUUUUUUGAUGAGGGACCGCACACUCCGCAGGACCACCAAUGUGGACAAACUGUUUCCGGCCCGUCAGGACCACGACGCCUCGUUCUUUAACUGGACAGAAAUUCGCAGUCUCAAUGCUGGACUUUGGUUCCUCAGGGAUGACCCAUACUGGACAGUGCAGUACAUGUCUGAAAAAGAUCGCAACCGCACGGCCAAUCAGACGGUGUGUAGCCUCGCAGAGCUGCUGCGUCUGGCUGCUAGAAUGAACCGUUCAGUGAUUUUCAGCCUGCGGCGGCCUCCGCGCCAACAUCCCCACCACCAGCUCUGGGUCAGUGAUGCACUGAAGGUGAUUCAGAGAUCCAGCAUCCUACCAGAACAGGUGAUGUGGACGCCUGACUGGUACAGGAAGAAGGUGCGUGCAGCGGUUCCUCUCCUUCAGCAGACAUCAGAUGAGAAACUUCCUGUGGCUGAGCUGAAAGAAAGAGGGAUCAGUACUCUGACCCUGCACUACAGCCAGGCCAGAGCUCAGGAUAUCAGGCAGUUCUCUGGCAGUAAUGUGAGUGUGAACGUGUAUCCGGUGAACGAGCCGUGGCUCUAUUCACUCAUGUGGUGCAGCGGGGUUCAGUCCGUCUCUUCUGAUGCCCCACACAUCCUGAAGAAAGUGCCUAAUCCUGUCUGGAUCAUGAGUGCAGAUGAAUAUGGCCUGAUAUGGAUCACUUCAGAUUUAAUCUCUGUGGCAAUUGUCAUUGGCAUCUUCAUAUUUCAGAACUAUCACCUGAUCAGGUGGAAGAUGAGUGGCAUGCGCAGCUACAACCCGGAGCAGAUCAUGCUCAGCGCUGUAGUACGUCGGCCGAGUCGUGACGUCAACCUCAUGAAGGAGAAACUGAUCUUCUCAGGUGAGACUCAUGAGCACACAACUGUGUGGAGAUAA